UUGAUGCUCGGGUCAGUCGUUUGAACAAGAACGUGACAAAACCAACCACACUUACUUGCCCAUAAAUAUUUUAGAAACACUAGAAUUGUAGUGAAUACUUGAAUUGUGGUGACAAUAAAUAUAAAGGAUGAAUAUCACAGCUCAAAAAAAUAAUCUGUACAUUGAAAUAGUUGAACAACCGGCACCCAGAGCCGUGCGAUUUCGUUAUGAAAGUGAGGGACGACCGUCGGGAAAUUUAAUAGGGGUAAACAGUACUAAAGAAUGCACGACAUUUCCAAAAAUACGUGUAACUGGAUUGAGAGCAAUCGCCUACAUAGUAGUAUCUUGCGUGACAAAAGAUGAGCCUUAUCGUAUACAUCCCCACAGUCUAGUUAGUGGCGAGGCGAUGAACAAUUGCCAAAGGUUGUUCCCUGGUAUCAUUAGUGCACCAGUUGAGCCCCAUAAGCCCGAAGUCACUUUUUCCACUGUCAAACUUCAGUGUGUCCCAAAAGAAGAUGCAAAGCGAGCUCUCAUGACGAGAUUCACCUUCCCAUUGAAUCCAUUCCCCUGUUCAGGAUGGGAAGACUCCGACAUCAGUGCAAUUGAUUUUAAUUCAGUCAGAUUAUGUUUCCAAUUGGUUACUGAAAAUCCAAUAACAAAAAAACCUCAGGCGGUGUGCUCAGUGGUUUCAGAACCCAUUUAUGACAAGAAAAAAUUCAAUGUACUCGAGAUAUGUCGUCUAACUACGCAUACAGGCUCAGCGGCUGGAGGCACGGAACUUACAAUGCUUUGUAGGAAGGUAGCCAGGAGCGAUAUUCAAGUACGGUUCUUCGAGGAAAAGGAGGGGCGUGUUGUGUGGCAGGCAUUCGCUGAUCCCAAGUAUCUCUAUUUUUUCAAGCAGAUAUCAAUCAAACUUCGGACUCCUGCCUACCACAAUGUAAACGUCUCAGAACCAGUAUCAGUCUUCAUACAAUUAGUGAGACCAUCAGACGGUGAUAUGAGCGAGCCAGUGCCCUUUCAAUUUGAGCCCGCGCCUUGCAAUAAAAAAAAUUCGCCAAGAAAACAAAACGCUGCGGUGAUCAAUUUGCUCAAACGAAGCAAUUGCGAUUGUAUCCCACACCCCAUUUUGAACCCUGACUGUGAAAUUCACGGUAAAAAACAGGAGAAUCCCGUGACUAACAUAAUGAAUGAGAGGAUUACACCGCAAGAGAUCGAGAAGUACAGUGCACCUGAAAUGAAUGCUGCUCAAGUACAAAACUAUGCAAAUUUCAAUUCGAUGAGCAACUUGAAGAGUGAGAACUUCUACCGAAAGACAUUAAACAUCCCCACAUCUGAGAAAACGUUAGGACCCCCGCCGCCAGUGGAAUUUUCUACAUCAGCGCCAAGUAACGAAGAAGCUCCACGAGAGAUAAUAAUGAAGCCACUGAUCAAGUCUCUGAGGAAAAAUUUGAGCGACAAUGACCUUAUCAUGAGAGAAAUAAACUCUGAAGAAAUUGAAGAAGUGGAUUCCGACACUGUUUACGAUAAUUUACCAAUCUUUGAGCAAUUUUAGGAUACGAUUUGAUCGAAAGUGUAAAUAUUUACCCAAUAAAUGACUCGCCAUUUAAUGCACGAA
Diachasma alloeum is the source of this 1594-nucleotide messenger RNA. RefSeq names its product embryonic polarity protein dorsal. Bases 128 to 1531 code for a protein of 467 amino acids. The record is from RefSeq and is a predicted model, not a curated record. The transcript has 3 exons. Gene Ontology annotation, biological process: cellular response to stress; response to cytokine; inflammatory response. Lineage: Eukaryota; Metazoa; Arthropoda; Insecta; Hymenoptera; Braconidae. Gene Ontology annotation, molecular function: DNA-binding transcription factor activity; DNA binding. Gene Ontology annotation, cellular component: cytoplasm.